Molecule: messenger RNA, 2123 nt
Organism: Phycodurus eques (leafy seadragon)
Lineage: Eukaryota; Metazoa; Chordata; Actinopteri; Syngnathiformes; Syngnathidae
Gene: nufip1
Product: nuclear FMR1 interacting protein 1
Exons: 10
Coding region: 100-1986 (628 amino acids)
Biological process (GO): box C/D snoRNP assembly
Cellular component (GO): nucleus
Molecular function (GO): RNA binding
Source: RefSeq, a predicted model, not a curated record
UUGAAGCAAAACAAGCACAUGUGAUUGUGAGCGAGGCCACGGCAAGUCGCCCACUUCUACUUUUAUUUUCAUCUUUGCUGUAUCGAACUAAGAUUUCGGAUGCGCAGUAUGGAUAAACUUGGCUCCUAUCCUCCGCCUAACUUCGACUGUCCUCCUCCGAACUCCAUCCAAGUGUCACGGCCUCAGCAGCCCGUCUCAAGAAGCAACUUCCACCCGAGCAUGUGGACUUGGAGCGAGACGCCCUCCGAGUCCGAACCCAGCUGGGCCUACAGCGGCCGAGCAGCGUCAGGACCUGCUUCUCAGUCACGAAACAAUGGAUGUCAGUAUUCGUACGGUCGUGAAUGGUAUCACACUGGACAACAAAGUUGGAGCAAUUACGGACCAGCAGGCAACCGUGGGAAAAAGCAUCAAAACAAGAAAGAACCAAAUUUUGUUCAUUUUUGUGACACUUGUGACCGAGGAUUAAAAAACCAGGAGAAGUAUGAGGAGCAUAUUGCUCAACAUGUAAAGUGUUCUGUCCCAGAUUGCAGAUUCAUGGCUCAUGAAAAAAUAGUGAGCAUUCAUUGGAAAAAUACCCAUGCACCCGGAAAGAAGAGAAUUAAGCUGGACACUGCAGAAGAGAUUGCAAAAUGGAGAGAGGAGAGGCGCAAGAACUAUCCAACUGUACAGAAUGUUGAGAAAAAGAGAAAACUGAUGCAGGAACGUGAGAAGACAGGAGCCGUUUUGGAGACGGCUCAGUUUGGACGCAUGAGAGGCAGAGGACGUGGGCGUUGGCGGGGGAGAGGUCAUCAGAGGUUCCAGGGGCAGCAUCCCCAAGGUCCGCAUCCGUCCGACGGUGGCGCUGCAGCAGAGAGACCGCCGCCCCUCACCCAGCCCGGCCAGAAUGGUGAUCCUCUGGGGGUGUUGGCCAAAAGUGACAUUGAGUCUGACAAAGAGGAUGCAGACACUGACUCCAGGACAGCUAGCCUUGUUGUGGCCCCGAAACAGAUGAGCGUUGCUCUGGGGUCUCUUUUAACCAACUAUGGCUCCAUGAGCGAGAGUGAAGGUGAUGAAGAAGCACAGCACUCUACUAUCCAAAAAGGCAAAGACCUGCUCCAAGAAAACAAGGAUUUGCUAGACCAGAAAAACAGACCCUUCAUGGACACCAAAACCUCAAAACAGGACACGCAAGCUUCCAAAGUAUCAUGUCCUUGGUCUGCCCUGAACACAUCAAACAACCGAAGAGGACGAGGGAGAAGAGGAGGAAAGCGAGGUCGGGGUGGACACCAUGAUAUGCUGCAAACACGGCGGCCCACUCUCCUUGAGAUGCUGCUUGCUCCGGAUAUACGCCAUGAGAGAAACGUCCUCCUGCAGUGUGUUCGAUACGUGGUCCGAAACGACUUCUUUGGCCUGGAGAGCAAGCCUCAACUCCACCUGACGCAAGGUACAGGAAGUUCAGACCAAGAAGUGGGAAGCAGGACUCUGUCCGAUUCUCUGGUUGGUGGCAAAAAGUGUUCAGUCAACGCUGGGACUGCAUCUCACAGAGCCACCGCUUGGCCAACAAUAUGUAAGGAGGAAAAAAAGGAGAUUGGUCCAGUUAAUGUGACAACCAAGAUCAUAGUCCGUCACAGUUCGUCAAGGAAUUGUCUGGACGAGGGGCCACUUGAUGACCAGGCUGGCUCUGGACCACCAGAUGACGACGCUGUACCUGGUUCACCAGACCACCAAAGUGGCCCAGCAUGUGACCAAGCAGGUGCUGGUUCACCGUGUGACCGAGCUGGUUUCCCAGAUGACCAAGGCGACGAAGCCACGCGGCCAAGUGACUGUCGAAGCGCACAAAAAUCCAAAGAUCCCCCGGCGGAUUCUUUAGCAAGUGCAGAGCAGGCUUCAGAGGACAAGGAAGAAAUGGCAACCACUUACUACCACAGCCAUGAUUCUAUGGCACCUCGUGAAAGUAGGUCAACCAAUAAUAUUUAUGAGGAUGAAAUAUGGGAAAUGUCAAAUUGAUUUCCAUUUCUGUUUAGAAAAUCUCUGUAAUUUUGAUUGCUAAUUUUUGCCAAAUUUAUUUGAUGCUACAAUGACAACUUUGCAAAGUACAUUGAUAAUUUUUUUUUUCCUCCAGCAAUAAAUGCAAAAAAUAUUUU